AUGCUGAGUGAUGGCCUGGUUGAGAAGUCCGAUAGCGCGCCGACUCCUUGCGAGCUACAGCUCCAGUACGUCUACGGGAUAAGAUCUUUCGACACGAGGGACAUCGUUCACUACCUUGACAGCAAUCACAUCGUGUAUCCGGCUGCUUCGCUGGUGGUAAUUUACGACAUCGCCCAUCACACCCAACAGUUCUUCGACGAGCACGACGAUGACGUCAUCAGCAUAGCUAUACAUCCCAGCAAGAAAUACAUCGCAUCUGGGCAGGUCGCGUCUCUAAGGCGUCGCACGAGCGAAGGUCGGCCAUGUGCGUCUGUUCUGGUAUGGAACGCCUCGACGCUAAAGAGGAACAACCGUCCGGUGGAGGAGGUAGAGGCGCGAUGGUGCAGGGAGGAUGUUGGAAGUUUGACGCUGGCGUACUCAAGGGAGGAUGGAAGAGCAGAGGUGUACUGGCGCGGGACCUCCAGCACAGGAUUCAUUCCCUGGACUUCGAUCGCUCUGGCAGGAACUUGGUACCUGCGCAAGACGAAAGUUGGCAAGACGGCUGACCAUAAGAGUGUGUUGUUCGCUGCUUGCCAGGUUGUCUUCGGGGGAAAGAGCGACGCAAGUGCUAUGAUCGUCGUGUACGAGUGGGAGACAGGCAGGACGCUCUGGCAGCUAACGGCUGCAACAAACCUUGUCACCUCUGUCAAGCACAACCCCGUCAUCCCAACGCAGUUUGUUCAGUGUGGGGACCGAGGAGUGAGAUACUGGGACUAUGCGACCGCUGCCAGCAACCCGGAGGCUGCCUCCAAGAGCGCCUCCUACCUCAAGCUGACCCGCAAACCCUGUCAAGGGAACUGUGUGGCGUUCACGGAUGACGGGCAGGCUGCGAUUGUUGGGAUGCAGAACGGGAUGAUAAUCUUCUUUGGGAAUAAGGGGACGGAGAUCGUCGGGCUGGAGCACAUCAAAGAUGCUCACGACGGAGCGGUCCUCUGCCUCCUGGUCUGCGAUGGCCUGCUGGUCAGCUCAGGACAGGAUGCAUACAUCAAGGUCUGGGAGUUCCAGUGGGCAGGAGAUCAUCUGGUGAAGCCUGCCAGGCUGAUCAGACAGGUCUCCGUCCGGGGAUACUCGACCAAGGUGCAUGAGUCGGUAGCGUCUGUGACGAGCAUGGACUACAUGGAGGGGAAACUUCUGUGUGCGACCAACACACACUACGUCCUUCAGAUCUCACUGGAUCAGAUGGAGCUCACUGACCACCGCGCUGCCUUCCAUCGGAAUCAGAAGCUGGCACGAGGUCAGACAGGCGCGCAGCAUUUCAUGAGGCCCCAUGUGUCCAUCCGAUCUACCGCUGACAAGCAGGCUGAUUCGACUCAAAGGUCGCGACUGAGGCCUUCGAUGGCAGCAGAGUACUACAUUCCCAGUGUUACGUCAACACAGAGGCAAGAAACUCCUACAACCCCGGAGGAGUUGGAGAGCCUGCAAGACAACCCUGGGCUCUCUCAGGAGUUCAUCUGCACGUGUGGAGACGACUGCACUUUGCGGAUCUGGAACACAAACAUCCGGAACCUCCACAGACUUGAGAACGGGAGGAUAGCGGUCGCCGACAUGGGCAUCCCUGGCGUCUGCUGCGACGUCUCGUCCGACGGCAGGCUCGUCGCCGUCGGUGAAGCAUGCUCCCUCGUCCUCGUUGGGUCGUGA
Messenger RNA from Guillardia theta CCMP2712, 1677 nucleotides. RefSeq lists its product as hypothetical. The coding region runs from base 1 to 1677 and encodes 558 amino acids. The record is from RefSeq and is a predicted model, not a curated record. Gene Ontology annotation, molecular function: protein binding. NCBI's taxonomy places the organism in Eukaryota, Cryptophyceae, Pyrenomonadales, Geminigeraceae. The transcript has 18 exons.